This is a messenger RNA of Cuscuta campestris, 5796 nucleotides long. NCBI's taxonomy places the organism in Eukaryota, Viridiplantae, Streptophyta, Magnoliopsida, Solanales, Convolvulaceae. The record is from the annotation of a GenBank genome assembly.
GCUCUUUCUUCUCCCAUUCCUCCCCUUCUCUGUAUCAGUGUCGAUGCUUCCCGCCAAUCGCCACUUUCAUUGAAACCCUAGUUUCUUGAUCGCAUUGUUUCUUCGUUUUCAGGAAAAAUUGCUGUUUUCGAGGGUUUGGAUAUAUGUCCAACCAUCAACCAAGGGCUGAAAUUCGCGACGCUCCUCAGUACAGGAAGGCCGCCAGAGGCAGUGGCUCAAAUCCUCAUCGCGGUGGUAGAGGAGGCGGAGGGGGCGGCAACUACGGCCCACCUCCUAAUCCCUCCCUGUCGUCCAAUAGAAGCUUCAAUAGGAAGAAUAGUAAUGCACAAGGAGGACAUCCGCGGGCUGGCGGCCUGAAUGUCACUUCGGAGGGCAAUGCUCCAUCAGCUGCUCGAUCAGUGCAGAAUGGCGCUCACCAGCAGCAUUCAUUGGGUGGUGUGUCAGGUGCAUCUGUUCCUCCUGCUAGUGCUCCUUCAUCAAUUGCUCCUUCUAGGCCUGCUGAUGAAGCACCUCAAAAAAUGAUGCAAUCCGUGCCAUCAUCUUCUUCGUCUAAUGUUUCUGACUCAAAUGGACCAUCAACUCCUGUUAAAGCUCCCGGAGAUGUAUCAAGGUCUACCUUCCCUCUCCAGUUUGGCUCAAUAAGUCCUGGUUUAAUGAAUGGGAUGCAGGUACCUGCCCGAACAAGCUCAGCCCCACCAAACUUGGAUGAGCAGAAAUUUGACCAGGUUCGCCAUGAGCCGUCAAGAGCUGUAGCUGCACUGCCAACUCCGUCAUUGGUUCCCAAGCAGCCAUUGCCAAGAAAAAACACUGUAACAACAGUUGAACAAGUUAGCAGUGGCGAAGCUCAUCAAGUUGUGGCCCAGCCAAAGAGGGAUGCACCAGUUUCAGCUCCGUCCCCUGUGUCCCAAGGUCAAAAGCAUUCUGCUCAUCCAAUGCCUGGGAUUCACUUGCAAAUGCCUUUUCACCCGCGACCUUCUCCCCCUGUUCAAUUUGGUCCUCAAAUUCAAUCUCAGGCCGUGUCAGCAUCAUCUUUGCCUAUUCAAGUUCAAGUGCCCCUACUUGGAAAUCCUCCUUUGCAGCAGACAGUCUUUGUUCCUGGUUUUCCACCCCACCCAAUGUCAUCCCAAGGGAUCAUGCAUCAAGGACAAGGAUUAAAUUUUCCAUCUGGAAUGAGUCCACAGAUGCCUCCACAGUUAGGGAACAUGGGAAUGAAUAUGUCUUCACAAUUUUCUCAACAGCAAGCUGGGAAAUUUGGAGGAUCACGCAUCCCUGUAAAGAUCACUCAUCCUGAAACACAUGAAGAAUUGAGACUUGAUGGAUCAUCCGGUGCAAGGCCUCAUAUUAGUAUACCAUUUCAGUCACAGCCCUUAUCCUCAUUUCCACCUACUCAUCCUAGUUCAUACAGCAGCAUGGUCUUUUUCCAACAUCCAAAUUCUGUUCUGCCUAAUAACACACAGAGUUCUCAGCCCCCAAGAUUACUUAAUCAGGUGACAGUAAAACCUGCUUCUGGUGUACAUGUAGAAAAAGACCAGUUAGCCUCUGUAAGCUCACCCACUGGAAAGGAUUCACAGAAAAACUCAAAGCUCCUUGGAGUAGGUUCUGGUCUCCAACACAGAGAUUCUCAGACUUCAUCUCAUAGUUAUGUGCCUCUGUCAAAACCUGGUGAUGGGUCAUCAAUUCCUGCAGUUGGUAAGCAAUCCACCAUGGUUAUAGGUUCACCUCUGGACACACCAUCAACUUCAUCUUCAACACAUACAGUAUUGGUUGAGAGUUCUAUAUCAGUGCCAAUUGUCACUGCUGAAGAUGCAUAUGUCCCUAACCCUGAAGUUUGGAAGAAAAAAAUUGAUCAUACAGCCCCUCAAUCAUUGCAGGAUAAGAACGCAAAAAAAUCUUCAAACCUUUCAGUUUUGCCUUGUCAGUCACCAGUAACCAGAGAGGUUGAAGUGCCUGCUUCUUUGGGGACUAACACCAACAUUGACACCUCUAAGGAGCCAUCAUCCAUAUAUCCUACUUCAUUAGAUACAGUUAAUGCUAAAAGCAAGGAGAGGCAAGCACAGUAUUCUUCAGAUCCAUUGAGUCUUGAUGGUGAUCCUCAGGUGCCUGAAAACUUGAGUAAAAAUGAGAAUGAAAUGAAGAUGCAAGUAUCUCUAAAUCAAGACAGCAACACUUGUGAAGCCUCUUCAAAGUCACAAUCCUUGGAGUGUUCAGAACAUGUCAAUCAGACUAAAGAGGGCUCCCCAGUGCGAGUUACUAGCUCGAGUAAUUAUGACACUUCAACUGAAACUACUCAUAAAAAAGUUGAUAAUUCUGCUAUAGGUUCACUUGAAGGUCAAACCAAGAACAAUUUUUUAUCUUCAUCCAUUUCGAUGUCUAAUGAUGUGAAACCUGAUGAUAAAACAUUACUGAUAGGUCUAUCUGCUGGAGAUGGUCUUGUUGCCUGUAAAGAAGUUGCUGCUACAACAUCUUCACAUGAGAAUCAGGGGUCUGAUUCUAGGUCUUGUCAGUCUCAUUACAUGAUUGCCUCUAAUGGCGAAGAUGUGCAUGCUGAAAAUAAUAAAACUGGUUCACUUGCAAAGGAAAAAUUACUGAUGGAGCAGCAUGUGCAAAAAAAUACUACUAAAGUAAAGAAGAAGAAAAAAGAAUUAUAUAAAAAGGCAGAUGCAGCUGGUGCAACUUCUGAUCUGUAUAUGGCAUACAAGGGUCCAGAAGAAAAGAAAGAGAGUGCCACUUCUGUAGGAAGUAUGGAUAGCACCACUAAUGAUAGUUCAAAUCCAGUUACCCCUCAAGUUGUGCACGACACACCGAGCAAGAAAGUAGAGCCAGAUGAUUGGGAAGAUGCUGCCGAUGUCUCCAGUCCAAAUCUGGGAACUGUGGGAAUUGGAAAGCAAGUUGUUGGUGGAUUCAAGCGUGAUAGUGAAGAUGGUGAUGUGACUGGAUUCAAGAAGUAUUCAAGAGAUUUCCUACUGAAAUUUGCUGAUCAAUGUACUGAUUUUCCAGAGGGGUUUGAAAUUACCUCUGACAUUGCAGAGGCAGUGAUGGUUGUUAAUGCCAACUUUUCACGUGAUUCUUACCCAAGUCCUGUUAGGGUUAUUGACCGACCAUCUAGCUUGUCUAGACCAGAACGUCGUGGGAAUGGCAUGACAGAAGAAGACAAACGGAAUAAGCCACGUGGAUCUGUAAUGCCCGGAAGGGAUAUGCGGCCUGAUUUGAGUUUUGGAGUCAGUCACAUGGGAUACCAACCUGCCCAAGUAAGUAACUCUGGUGUAUUGAGGAAUCCUCGUGCACCGUCACCAAUUCACUUUGCCGGAGGUAUCCUUACUGGGCCUAUGCAGUCCAUGUCUAUUCCGGGAGGGGUGCAAAGAGGCGGCAUUGAUGCUGAUAGGUGGCUACGCGGAAGUGGUUUCCAAAAGGGUAUAAUGCCUUCUCCUCAGGCUCCUUCACAAUUGAUGCACAAAGCGGAGAAGAGGUAUGAAGUUGGCAAGGUUACAGAUGAGGAGGAAGCAAAGCAGAGACAACUAAAAGGAAUUCUGAACAAGCUUACUCCUCAAAAUUUUGAAAAAUUAUUCCAACAAGUUAAAGAUGUAAACAUUGAUAAUGUAACAACACUCACUGGCGUUAUUUCACAAAUUUUUGAUAAAGCGCUGAUGGAACCAACUUUUUGUGAGAUGUAUGCCAACUUUUGUCAACACCUUGCAUCAGAACUACCUGAUUUGAUUGUAGACACUGAGAAGGUCAGUUUUAAGAGGCUGCUUCUGAACAAGUGCCAAGAGGAAUUUGAGAGGGGUGAACGUGAGGAGCAGGAAGCUAAUACAACUGAUGGGGAUGGUGAAACUAAACUUUCAGAUGAAGAGAGAGAGGAUAAAAGACUAAAAGCAAGAAGGCGGAUGUUGGGUAACAUCCGGCUGAUUGGGGAGUUGUACAAAAAGAAAAUGUUGACAGAGAGGAUAAUGCACUCAUGCAUCAAUAAACUGCUAAGUGAGUAUCAGAAUCCUGAACCUGAUGAAGAAAACAUUGAAGCUUUGUGUAAGCUGAUGAGCACAAUAGGGGAGAUGAUAGAUCAUCCGAAAGCCAAGGAGUAUAUUGAUUGUUAUUUUGAUGUGAUGGCAAACAUGUCAAACAACAUGAAGCUCUCAUCCAGAGUAAGAUUUAUGCUGAAGGAUGCAAUCGAUCUGAGGAAGAAUAAAUGGCAGCAGCGGAGAAAAGUUGAAGGUCCUAAAAAGAUUGAGGAAGUACAUAGGGAUGCAGCUCAAGAAAGGCACGCACAAUCUAGUCGUUUGUCUCGAGCUCCUAGCAUGGGCUCUUCUGUUAAAAGGGGUCAACCCGUGGACUUUGCAUCCAGAGGAGGUUCAAGUAUGUUUCCUUCUCAAAGCUUGGCCCAUGGUGGCAGUUUUCGACCCGUGUCUUCACAGAUGCGGGGUUUUGGUGGUCAGGAUGUUCGUAUGGAGGAAAGGCAUCAUUCUUUUGAUAACAGGACCUUUUCGGUUCCUCUUCCACAUAGAUCUGUUGGUGAUGAGAUCACGCUCGGACCACAAGGUGGUCUUGGAAGAGGAAUGUCUUUCAGGGGACAUGGAGGCACACCAAAUAUCUCUUCUACAACAGACAAUGCUCCGAAUCCAGGUGAUGCCCGAAGAAUUUCGUCUGGUCUAAAUGGAUAUGGUCAUGUGCCAGAUCGGACAAGUUAUGGCCAGAGGGAGGAUGUGGUCCCAAGAUACGUGCCAGAGAGGUUAUCUAGUCAAUAUGAUCAUCCUGGUACACAAGAGCGAAAUGCUCCUUGCGGGGGUAGUCGGGAUCACAGUUUUGAUUCAGUUACAACUCCCACAUCACCUCCUUUACGUGGGGGAGGGACUGGCUUUGCACAAAAUGUUCCUUUGGAUCGGACAUUGCCAGAAGAGCACCUAAGAGACAAGUCUAUGAAUGCUAUUAAAGAAUUCUACAGUGCUAGGGAUGAGAAUGAAGUUGCCUUGUGUGUGAAAGAACUCGAUUCUCCAAGCUUCUAUCCGUCGAUGAUUUCUAUAUGGAUUACGGAUUCUUUUGAGAGGAAGGAAAACGAGAGGGACCUUUUUGGGAAUCUCAUUGUUGAUUUGAUUAAAUCUCAAGAUGUUAUACUAAGUCAAGAUCAACUCGUUCAGGGGUUCGAAUCUGUUCUUAGUACCUUGGAGGACGCCGUUAAUGAUGCCCCUAAAGCUGCAGAGUUUCUUGGGCGUCUCUUUGCCAAAGUGAUUUUGGAAAAUGUGAUUCCUUUAAAAGAAAUUGGGAAUUUGAUAUAUGUGGGAGGGGAAGAGGAAGGCCGGCUUCGAGAGAUAGGGCUGGCUGCUGAAGUGCUUGGAAGUGCUUUGGAGGCGAUCAAAACUGAGAAAGGUGAUUCUGUAUUGAAUGAGAUGUGCAGAAGCUCCAAUCUGCAGCUACAGAGCUUCCGGCCUCCCGGAUCUAACAAGCAUUGGAAACUAGACAAGUUCCUCCUUUAGGGCAGGUAGAUUCUUCUUGUAUUUUGGUAGAAAUUUUAAAAUUCCUGCCUAGCUGUUUAGGGUAACCCCUUCUCAUCUUUUCACAGAUAUAUAUAUAUAAUUUUGAAACGGGAAUUUUAAGCAGGGGCUCGUCCUUCUGGAUGCUUUUUAAAACAUUACUAGCAUUAUUAUUUGUUUGGGUUAAAAAGCAGUGGUUGCGAGUUAAAUUUGGCUUGCUACCAUUGCUUUUUGUUGCUUUUCAAAAAAUGGCAUUCCUCGUUCCAUUAUUCUCCUUGAGGGUAGCCUACCCUACUAAGGGUAUCGUUGUGUUGAACAAAACGGUUUAAAGGGG